Molecule: messenger RNA, 1665 nt
Organism: Pleurotus ostreatus (oyster mushroom)
Lineage: Eukaryota; Fungi; Basidiomycota; Agaricomycetes; Agaricales; Pleurotaceae
Exons: 7
Coding region: 1-1665 (554 amino acids)
Molecular function (GO): protein binding
Source: RefSeq, a predicted model, not a curated record
AUGAAUAUACCAAGAGUAUUCUUCCUUCCUGCGAAGGCGUUUGCGUCGGGUCUCAACGAGAAACUGAGGACGCUGUCAGGAAACAUUGGAGAGAAAACAAUCCGUAUGUACCCUGUAUCGCCCCUUCCCCUCCCGUCUCGUCGUAUCUCCGGCAGCAGGAUACGCCAAGUUUGCUUUGGUGCCAUGGUGUGUCCGACACAAAGGCAAAGGGCGCCUAUGUCGAUAUUGUCGAUUAUGGGCAGCGACGACACUCGCCUCACUGACUUACCAAAUGAUAUACUCCUAGAAAUAGCGUGGUUUCUUCGCCCCCAGGAUCUGUUAUCCCUUACCGCAACUUCUCGCGGUUUACGCAGCGUCUUCUCUGAGGACGUUGUCUGGCAUCAAGCCUACUCCGAGUGGCCGUUGGACCUACCCCCCGGCCAAGUCGAAAACGACUUGGAUGGCAGCAAUCUCUGCAGAUUAUUUGCCAAGUCCCUCAAACUGGAAUCCAUGUGGGGGGAUAAUCAUGCGAUAUUCAAGGUCGGCGAGACUAUAACUCCAGUCAUUCUGCAUAGCGUACAUUUCCUCACUGCUCGAUGGUUGUUGACAUUCGGCUCUAUGGAGUUUCAGGAUAUCGGAGGGCGGAUUACGCUUUGGUCGCUUGAGGAUGUUCACAGCGUCCGCGCUGUUUGUUCCCUUGACAUCGUUCCACAUUGUUAUGCUGUCGUUGCUGCGUGGCGGAAAAGUAUCAACCAAGUAGUGAUUGUUGCAUACAUAUACACCAACAACCAGUAUUCGAUUCAAGUCCACUCGAUAUACCUUCAGCAGGGUGUUUGGAUGUUUGGCCAAGUCCACACUCUCGACAACGUCCCAGGUGCAUUAAACGCUAAAUAUUGGUUCACUCCACAUAUCUGCGACUACAUGGUCGCCUGGUGCACCAAAGCUCAAGGCGUCGCUUAUGUUUGGAUCUUGAAUUUAAUUACGAAGCGAUGCUUCCAUGCACAACUUGACCCUAUAUUUGCAAGUGCCGACGUACCCAUUGCCCUGAUUGACGUCGAAUUGGGUUCUCUUGUGGUGACGACUGGGAGCUGGACGGCGGGGGACGUUGAGCCUGCACAGGUUAUACACUUCCUGAAGCUUCCCUUGCACGUGUUGGAAACCGGCGGAAACAUGCCCACCCAGUCUAUCCUGACGCUCGAAGACGCAGACAAUGUUCCACCGUUGCCUGAGGGAGUGGCCCUUGAGCCGAUAUACCGUUUUCAGUCCCCCCAUUUUCAGGCUCAGCCAUCCGAUGAUGUUCACCUCGACGUGACCAUGGACGCGCAUCAUAAAUUGACCGUAGUCCAGCACUGCAGCGGGAAUCAUUUGUCGUUCAAGCACUUUUUCGUCGACGGCCAAGGGCUGCGACCCGCUGGUGAUACAAUAUUCCUCAGCACUAGACUCAACAAAUUCGCUCGUGUCGUCCUUUGCCGUUCUGGCCGGCGGGGGUUCUGUAGCGUCGUUGAUACAUCGGAAGGUGGUCAUAUUCUUGAACUUCGUAGAUUUUCCACUCCAGAUCAAGUUGAAGUUGUGCCUGUAGAAGGUGGGUUGAGUUGUCUCAACUUCGAUGAUGCGACCGGGCGUUUCUGCAUCGCCACUUGGGGUUCUCAUAAUUGCAGGAUGGCUUUCUUUGAUUUCGUAGGAUAG